AUGCUGUCGUUGAUUCGUACGGGAUCUCCUUUUCAAUUAGCAACACUCACUCUCAAACAAGAUAGAGAGUUUGUAUUACAGGCUUUGGAUUAUAUUGACAUUAGUUUAAAGGAGAUUUCGUCAUUAUUGUUAUAUGAUUAUGAUAUUGUAUUGAAAGCAGUGAAACGGGAUCCCUCUAAUUACGUUUAUAUUGUCAACAAGUGGAAGUCUGACAAGACACUCGUUUUAGAAAUGAUCAAAAAUUCACGCAAGCUCAAACCUCCAAUGAGUGGACUUCUUUCCAACAAAACUUUUAUUGAAAUAUUUGAAAAGCAUGUAAUACCACUCCAUAAGUCAGAUCGCGAGGUGAUAGAGUUGACCAUACGACAAGAUCCUCGUGCCCUCUUAUAUGCAUCAGAUUCUCUUAAAAAAGAUAAGCAAUUUGUGAUGAUGGCUCUCUCCAUCUCAAGUAUGUGUAUCGCUUACGCCUCGUUGGACCUCACUUACGAUCGAGACGUCUGUUUGUUGGCUCUUCGAAAUGCAGGAUCUAACAGACAUAUCGUUCUUCGCCAUAUUAACAGCUUGCUAUACUUUGACGAAGAUUUUUUGAAAGAAUGUGUUACCAUAGAUGGUUUGACUCUGUCAUAUGCUCCCAAUGUUGAAAUGACGAAGAAUAAGGAGAUUGUUCGUCUAUCCAUCCAACAAAAUGGGUUGGCUUUACAAUACGCUCAUUCUUCAUUGAGAAAUGACGGAGAAAUAGUAAGAAAAGCCAUUGAACAAGAUGGAGAAAGUAUCAUGUAUGCUUCAGAAGCAUUUCGAGAUAAUCCUGAGAUCGUACGCCUUGCCUUAAAGGGUAUUAAGAUCGCUCUCAUGUAUUGCAGUGAGAGAUUACGAGAGGAUGAGAACAUUGUCAUGUAUGCAGUGUCAUUUCAUCCAAGUAGUUUCAAAUUUGCUUCUGAAAAGCUAAAGCAAGAUUCCAAGUUUAGACAGAAAUUGCAAACAGUUUGCCCGAAUAUUAAGUUUGAGGAGUUUGGAGACCAAAUAUUAUAA
This is a messenger RNA of Naegleria fowleri, 1029 nucleotides long. RefSeq lists its product as uncharacterized. Bases 1 to 1029 code for a protein of 342 amino acids. The record is from RefSeq and is a predicted model, not a curated record. The transcript has a single exon. NCBI's taxonomy places the organism in Eukaryota, Heterolobosea, Eutetramitea, Acrasida, Naegleriidae.